Messenger RNA from Odontomachus brunneus, 2659 nucleotides. RefSeq names its product golgin subfamily A member 5 (gene Golgin84). Bases 117 to 1883 code for a protein of 588 amino acids. Gene Ontology annotation, biological process: retrograde transport, vesicle recycling within Golgi; Golgi organization. NCBI's taxonomy places the organism in Eukaryota, Metazoa, Arthropoda, Insecta, Hymenoptera, Formicidae. The transcript has 7 exons. The record is from RefSeq and is a predicted model, not a curated record. Gene Ontology annotation, cellular component: Golgi cisterna; Golgi membrane.
AGACAUUAGUUGCUUUCACCAUGACACAGUGUGUGUCGAAUAAUUGUUACGUGUACGUAUAAAUCAUUGUAUUCGCUUUUUCAAUUAAAAAUUUUCAUCGGUUUUUUUUUUCGAUUAUGGCUUGGUUAUCAGAUCUUGCUGAUAAGGCAGAAAAUUUACUAAAUAAAAUCGACAAAAAUACUGCAGCCGUUUUGAAUAAAGACAAGUACGAGAUGUCACAUAGUCAUCUGUCAGAAGUUUCAUGGCUUUCUCCGGAACCACGAUUGAAUGAAGACACAUCCAAGGUACCCUUAUUGGAAUCAUCUAAUCAUAUAACCUAUAUUGGUCCUACUUCAAAUUUAACAUCAUUAAAUCUAUUAAAUGUAACAGCAUCUAAAGAUGAUGCCUUGUUUACAUACUUAAAUACUCCAGAACCAAGUCCAAAAAGGACAACAGAAUCCUUGAAAUCACCGUCAACUACCUCUUCGUUAUUAGUGGAGCAUCCUACUGACGAUACAGACUCAGAAUUAUCGAUUCAUAGUGAUCGGAUUAGCCCAACUCCAACUCAUAUCUCCAUAGAUGUUUUAAAUGAUAAAGAUACACAAAUAGAUGCUGAAAAUACAAAUUUAAAUCUAUCUAAUGAUAUAAACACUUUAGACUGUGAGCACAUAAAUAAGCAAGUAAUAGAGGUCCAUGUACAAAAUGAACAUAAUGGCAUGGAAGAACACUCAAAUAUUUUCUAUUCUCUACCUGAAUAUAAAGUAAAAACCAAUAGUUUAAUGACAGAUAACUCAAAUAGUUUAACAGACUUAGUAGAAAAUAAAUCUAUACAAAAGUAUAUGAGAGAAAUGGAGAUGAAUUUGGUGAAACAAAAUGAGUUACUUGGAAAACAGGAGACAGAUCACCAAAAGGAGAUUAUAAUGUUAAAUGAAAAAUUAAAAGCUUUUGAAGCAGAAAAGUUGGAACAGUCAAAACAAAUAAUGGAUUUGCAAUUCAUCAUUGAUAGAAACAGGCAAGAAUUAAACUCUGUUAGAUCAGAAUUGGAACAGCAUAAAGCUAGAGCAUUAAAAACUUUACAAGAAAAGGAGAAACUCAUUGCAGAAUUGAAAAGUAAUGCAUCAACAGCUAUGGAUGAAGCCACUGUCAUGGAAUUGAAUCAAUUAAAGCAGGAACGCGAUGCCGUUAGGGAGGAAAAUCAACAAAUGUGUCACCAGUUGAAAAUACUACGUGAAGAGCUCAUAAAUGCAGAUCUAAACUUGGAAAAAAUUAAACAAAAAUCAACCGAAACAAAUCUACAAAAUCAAGAGAUUCUCGCUAACGAAAGACGUCGAAGGUUAGAUGCAGAAGAAGAUGUGAGACUGCAUUCUGAGGAAAUAAGAUCUUUGAAAGAUGAAUUAAUUACUGAACGCAACGGAUUCAGCUUACAAUUACAAAGACAAGAUUCUGAGAUUUCUAAACUUAGGUUGCAAUUGUCCGCAUCAGCAAUACCCAAUAGUGAAAUGGAUUCGAGACUAGCAUCCCUUACAAAAACUCUGGUUCUAAAACAGCAAGCAUUAGAGUGCUUGACAACAGAGAGGAACGCAUUACGUCUUCAACUAGAAAAACUUGAACACGAGUAUAGAAAUGUUGCUGGCAAUUUACGAAGAAAUAUAUCGUAUAAUAAUAUGAAUGAUACGGACGACGCAAAGGCCCAAGUCCCCAUGUUUUUAAUGGAAACACCGUUUGACACGAGCGUUACAAGAAGAGUAAAGAGAGCUUAUUCUUCAUUAGAUGCCAUAAGCGUACGAACAGGAGUAUUUUUAAGGAGAUAUCCAUUAGCUAGAAUUUUAGUAUUGAUUUAUAUGGCAUUGCUCCAGUUUUGGGUUUUAGUAGUACUCCUAUCUCAAUCACCAGAAGCGCACUAACGAUUGAAACGCAUUAUAUCUUAAGACAAAACAUAUAUAUUUAUAGAAAACUUCACUUUGUGAAUAUCAGAGGAUAAUAUUUGAAUUUUAUGUAAAUUAGAUCUUGUACAGUUUAAUGUAGCAAUCUUCAAAGUCAAAGAAAACCAUAGUUAAAUGAAAAACCUGAAUAAAUAUAUGAUAAAUUUCAGUGAUAGAUUCGUAAGAGAUAUUACAAUCUUUAAAUUAUAUUUACUUUUUUACUACACGUUUAAAUACGUACGAUGUUACAGUUAAAUGUAUUGCGUGGAUAGUAUUAAAAUAAAAAUAUACAAUAAAAAACUGAAAUAGAUAAAUUAAUAUUUGUUUUUUUUUGUUAAUAUGUUUAUCAAUUACAAUAGAGUUUAGUAUUAUUGUGCCGAUAAGAACUAUUAGUAUACUCAUUUAGUAUACUUAAUGUUAUAACAAGAUGUUAUUUGUAAUGUCUUUUUGCAGUAGAUUUAUUCACAUAUAUAAGAUCAAAUUCCCAAAAACAUUUCCCGUGAUUACGUGGACAAUAAAACAUUUCUAAAUUAUAGGAAAUAUUAUGGUUAAAUCUAAUCACUACAUCAAAUCUAAAUAUUAUGUAAGUGUUGCUUUUCUACUAUAAAUGUAUAUAUUUGUAUUGCUCUCAAGUGACUGGAAAAUAGCGCUUAGACGCAUACGUAAUACAUGCACUUUUAGGCACAAAUCCUAUCAGUUAUUUCUACAUAUAUUUGAUUGAAUAAUGUAUUUAUGUUAAAAGAAUAUUUAUCACAUAA